This is a messenger RNA of Megalobrama amblycephala (Wuchang bream), 4149 nucleotides long. Its product is annotated as E3 ubiquitin-protein ligase RNF182. The coding region runs from base 2808 to 3551 and encodes 247 amino acids. The transcript is spliced from 3 exons. The record is from RefSeq and is a predicted model, not a curated record. NCBI's taxonomy places the organism in Eukaryota, Metazoa, Chordata, Actinopteri, Cypriniformes, Xenocyprididae.
CAACUGUCAGUCAGCUGCGCUCGCGCUCUACUGAUGAUUCGAUUGCGUGUGAGAGCGCGAGAGAUGCUGAGCAGCUUCCUGUUUGAAAAGAAACUCCCUCAGAAACCUCUGCGACCGAAACUAAGAAUAACCAAGCAGUGAUUCCUGCCGUUUACACCUGUCCAUCCUCAUGUCACCUUAUAAGGGUUCCUUAGCAACAACAAUGGCGCCAUCUGCUGGACUGACCUUUGAAUGCCUUCUUUUUAAUCAAAAUGAAUGCUUGACAUGACAUUUCAAGCAGUGACAGCAGCAUCUAAAACAUCCCAAUGCAUUUUCUGACCACAGAACUGCGAAAAAUUGUACAAUUGUAUCAUGUAUGUACCAUGGUUAGUUUAUAUUAGUCAUGUGCACAAGACUUUUAGGGUAGGUUGGGAUAAGAUGCCCUCCCGGGGCAAGAUGACCCCCCCAACUUAAUCUUUUUCUUCUGACCAUAGAUGAUAAAAAUGGCUACACUAUUUUUAAUUUAGACAUUUUAUCUAAUUUUGUGCCCCUUGAAAAUAGUAAUGAUAUAUUAUGUUGAUUAUAAACGUUUUUAUGUCUAUUUGUUAAUGAGGGAUUUGUGGAAAAAUUAUGUUUUUAGACCUUUUGAGUAAAAGUUAUAGUUUUUAUUUUGAAGUUAAAGGAUAAAAUUAGACCCCUGGGGUAAGAUGAGCCACCCAACUUAAUCUUUUUCUCCUGACCAUAGAUGACAAAAAAACACUCAUCUCAGCACUCGAAUGGCUGCGCUAUUUUUAAUUUAGUCAUUUUAUCUCAUUUUGUGCCCCUUGAAAAUAGUGAUGAUAUAUAUAUUAUGUUGAAUAUCAACAUUUUUAUGUCUAUUUGCUAAUGGAACAAUUAAUGUUUUUAGACCUUUGGAGUAAAAGUUAUAGUUUUUAUUUUGAAGUAAAAGGAUAAAAUUAGAUCCUUGGGGUAAGAUGAGCCACCCAGUAUUGGCACAGAAGGUCCCAAGUGGCAUGUUGCUACUAGUGUUAUUAUAUUUAAAUGUAAUAUCUAUUGUAAUUAAUUAAUGGGGUUAUUAUUUGGUAUUUACGUUAAUUAGAUGGCCUACAUCUUUGCUUUCAUUAAAAUGUAUAGGUUAGUUGAGUGAAAUCAUUACAUUUGCAUUCAUUAUGACAUAUCUUCAAUUAAAAUAUGGGCAGUAAAUAAAAUAUGUGGGCAGUAAGUAAAUAUUCAUAUGCUUGCAUAUAGGUCAGAAUAAUUUUACCUUUCAAAUGAAUGUCUUUUACUGAUAUUCUGCUUUGUCCGUCAUCGGUUUAUUUAGCAUUUUACAUUAAAAUUGAACAUUUUAACUGUUCAAUUUAACUAAUUUAUCUAUUUCCUUACGUCCCUGCCAUUCUCCUCCUUAUUUCACAGCUGUAUGUUCUUCUAGGCUCAUUGUCAGUGUUGUAACCAUUAUGCAUUUUAUAAUAGGUUGUUAAUCUUUGUUGUUUUUGCUGUGUCAUCCGCCAUGUCAACUGAUUCAAUAAGUGUUACUGUCAGGGGAGUUACUGGUUCCCAAGUGUAACACCAUGCACUGACAAAAGAGCAUGCAUCACAAUUACAUUAAAUGCAUUUCUUUAUGACCUUGUAUGAAAUAUAAGACAAAUUAAUUACUAUGCGAAUACAGCACAGUAGAUGCAAUAUGUGCUUCAUGAGUAUUUUAAAGACAAAAUAACAGAAGGAAAUGCCAGUGCAAUUUUAGAAUGACCCAUUCGCGUGUGAAAAACAACGUCAAAGUAGCCUGUCUUCGCAGUACAGCGCUCACGUGCGUCCGGUAAGAGAAAGUCAAACGCGUUAGUUCAGUGGACACCGGUCGGAGCUCGAGCUGGUUCCUGUUGCCACAGCAACCACUGAGGAGAAAUCCGUGCAGCUUCUGGUGCUGUAGCAUUACCGCAAUGAGGGGGAUGUAGCAGUUGUGGUCGGACAGAUGGGACCUCAAGAUUGACUGUGACUCACCACAAAGCGAUGAGAAAAAGAAAAUGUAGCGGUAAUGGACGACUGUAAUACCGGACUGGAGGGACGAAGCUGGAAACGAGCCGCAAUCAAGACCUGAGGAAUGAACAAAUAUCUUCAAGAACUCCAAUAUGAGCAUUCAUAGUUGAAGGUCAUCAAGUGUAGCCAUUACUGAAAGAAAAUAUCUGGCAGUUUUCAAGAUGAUUCUGCUGACUUUAUCUGAAUCUGCCAUUCUUCCACCUCAUUCCAGAAUCAACUAUGGAUAACAACGCAAAAACCUGCUCUUUGCCCAGACUCUGAUUUCACAGGAAUUGGCAGACGCUUGACAGCCCUGCAAUGGAAUAUUUUUGGACCUCUCUGGUGUCAAUAUAUUUAUUUCUUUGUUGUCUGUUCGGUUUUGUCUUUCUCUAAAUAAUGCUGGAAAAACCCACGUAAGUUUUUGAAUUGCAUGCAAACAGGGAAUGAAGAUACUCAUUUAGCAUGAACUGAAUUUCUAUAAUGUAUUUUUAGCAUAAUUUGCUUGUCAUAAAUAUAUCAGGGUGUCAUAUCAUGGAUAUAUAUAUAUUAUGUUAGGCUUUCUGUUAGGACUUCUGUGGACCUCUAAUCAUCAUUAUGUGCUGCAAGCUCUUGGAAAAAUGAAUUUAAGCAAUUGUUUUUGGUGAAAAACAAACACAAAGCAAAAAAAACAAAACUCAAAAAAACAAAAACAAGGGCUACCAAGGACAGUGCUCAGGUGCUGCUCCUAUAGCGUACUAAAAUCUGCUUAAUUUGAACAUUCGCACCUGCUUCCUGGCUCUUCCAGUCCCCUCGGCUGUUGCCGCACUUAAUCUCUCAGGAUGAGCCAGAAGUCCGACUCAGAGACUGAGGGCUCCCAGGCGCCUGUGAUUUACACAGUGGAGGAACUGGAGUGCAAGAUCUGCUACAAUCGUUUUGACACCCGAGCCCGCAAGCCCAAGGUGUUGAGCUGCCUGCACCGCGUCUGUGCCAAAUGUCUCAAGAAGAUGGUGGAGCUGGACUCAUCUCCGAGCAUCAUCAGCUGCCCCUUUUGUCGCCACGAGACUCACGUCCCUGAUGAGGAGAUCUGGCUUCUUCAAGAUGACAGCAACAUUCUGGCCAUUCUGACUUACCAGGACCGAGCGCGAAAGAGCGGUACCGCACCCAGUGGUGAGGUCCUUUUGACGCCCAACAGCCUGAGCGGAGGUGAGCAGGCCCACAGCUCCUCCGAUUGCCUCGUCAUCACAAUCAUGGAAGUCCCUGGAGAGUCGCAGUCCUCGGACUCUAUGAGCAUGCUGAACAUGGUACGCUUGUAUCGGCCAGCCAGCCUGGACUCCUUGCCUUGCCACCUGCCCGUGCAGAAGUGCCGGGCAUGGACAUCCCGUUCGGUUCCCCGCUUUCUGAUGGGUUUCCUCUGCCUGGUCUACUUCAGCUCUCUGCCACUGGGGAUCUACUUGCUGAUGAUCCAGCAGCUUACAAUGGGAGUGAUCCUGGUCAGCCUGGUGCCCUCCACCCUGGUCCUUUGCGUAUUCUAUGGCUUCUGCCAAUGUUUGUGCCACGAGAUCAUGGAGGCCAUCGCCACAUAGCUCCCCACUGUCUUUGGGCUGAACUAGCAAGACCUGUUAAAGAACAAAGCCAAAUGACUGAUGCAUAUCUGCUAAUCCCAGACACCCCAUUUUUUCCAUCACACCAGAUUAUACCAGCAUCUACCAGUAAACUCCUUGUAAAUCACCUCACAUUGUAUGCAGGGCCAACUAUACUUGACUUUAGCAGUUGAUUACCAAUGCAAGCUGAAGGUAUUGAUUUUGGACUGCAUCAAAACGCUGUGGUUUUUGUAUCGCAUUUAGCUCACCCAAUGGGUCUUCAACAACUGUGAUAUAAAUAACACGCAACAGAGAAUGAAGUCCUUCCACUCUUUAAUAUGAAAACCACAGGAUGUGUUCAAUAAUACUAGAUGAAUUUGUUCAUUUUCUGUUAUAUUAGGAAUAUCUGUGGUAUAAUUUCAAUCAUUGUCUCAAUGUUCUCGUUGAAGUUCCUAGUUGCCUUUGUAAGGCAUGUCAAUGGCCAAGCUGUAAUGUAUAUGUAAAAUAAGUGAAUUUGUGUUUGUCAUUGCUAUGAGAAUGGACAAAUACUUUAAAGCCACCUGUUAGAUAUUCAAUAAAGAUUCUUCCAUAUCUAACACAA